Solanum dulcamara is the source of this 837-nucleotide messenger RNA. RefSeq names its product putative B3 domain-containing protein REM15. Bases 1 to 837 code for a protein of 278 amino acids. Lineage: Eukaryota; Viridiplantae; Streptophyta; Magnoliopsida; Solanales; Solanaceae. The record is from RefSeq and is a predicted model, not a curated record. The transcript has 4 exons. Gene Ontology annotation, molecular function: DNA binding.
AUGCAAGUGGAUCCCAACAAACAUCCAUCAUUUUGCAAGCUUUUAUUUAGACAAGGUUUUACGGAUGAAAUUCAAAUGCCGCCUUGUUUCAUCAAAGAACACAAGAGCAUGUUGGCCAAGACUUGCUUACUGAAAUCAAAUGUAGUUGGAAUGUCGUGGGAAGCAAAUAUAGUGAGAAAAAAGUCUAAUUACUUCAUAUGUGAAGGAGAGUGGACACAAUUUGCGGUGCAUCACCAACUGGAGCUAGGUGACGUUUUGCUAUUUUUUCUAAUUGAUAAAUCAACAUUUCAAGUCCUUCCCUACAAUCAAAAAAGCAAUAGCAACUUUAGCAGGAGCCAACCAUUUGAGGAACUCAGCAGUUCCUCCGGAGAAAAACAAGAGGUUGGAAGAAAUUAUAAAAGAGUUAAAACAGAGCCAAUAGAAUCAUCAGGUAAUGUUGCUGAAGAGGGGGGCGGCGUUGAGAGUGGAAACGAAGAAAAUGGUCCAAAGAAGAUUAGAUUCAGUGUGGUGAAUUUAAAUAACAAAGAUCCAUACUAUGAAAUGGUUAUAAAAAAGUCACACUCAAUUUUUAUGACUAUCCCAAUGAGCUUCGCGAGAUGGACUGGCAUAAUUGGCAUGAAGAGAAUGAGACUGGAUAAUGGGAAAGGCAAGGAGUGGCAAGUGGACAUAGAACGUAAAAAAGGGUGUGUUCGCAUAACAAAUGGAUGGCCUGAAUUCCGAACUCAUAACAAGAUAGCCAGUGGUGAGACUUGUCGCUUCAAGUUGAUUCAAGGAAAUAGUGGUGGCAAUUAUGUUUUACGGGUUCAAAAGAUCUCCAAACCACACUCCUUGCACUAG